GGCUUUUCUAGUUUCAUCUGAUUGGAAACAUUCGAAGAGCCGACACACAAAAGCAACAGAGAGAGAGAGAGAGACCAAAGCCAUGGGUCUAGAGGAAGCUGGAGAUUUGGUUCUCCACAUCAUCCUGUCCAAAAUCGGUCCUGAGAACACAGCGAGAGUGGCUUGCGUCAGCAAACGCCUCAAGGUCUCCGCCUCCGAGGACUCCCUCUGGUCAAUCUUCUGUUCCCUUGAUCUCAACAUCUCUACUCCUCUUGAUCCCCAUGGAGACCCUUCUCCUUCCUUCAAGAUGGCAUACCAGUCAUGGAGGGAGUCCUUUAUAAUGUAUCCAUGGCACCUCGUCAAACGCGUUAGCCAUUGUUGGGACAACCUCAAACUAUGGUUGAGCCUAAACUUCCCUGAAGCAGAGGCAACACUGAGAAAAGGAGCCACAGAGGAGGAUCUUGAAGAGUUUGAGUCUGCUCUCAAGGUCAAACUUCCUCUCCCCACAAGGCUUCUCUACCGUUUCGUCGACGGCCAAGAGCCGCCGCCUCCUUCCUCCUCCCCCUCCAGUGGUCUUGAUGGGUCUCUAGGCCUUAUUGGUGGUUACUCUGUGUACUCUCAUGAUGUUAAUGUCUACUUGCUACCUCUCAAGGAAGUUAUAAGGGAGACCAAUGAGACAAUGAGUGAUCUCGGUGUCUCCAACGGAUCGAACUUUAUCGCUGUGGCUGCAUCCGCUACGGCUAGUUUGAAAAUGUUUUUCCUUGACUGCAGUGACGGGCAGCUUUAUACUAGGACAAGUACACGCCAAAUGCUUCCAUGUGUGCCUGAGAUCAACGGUGAUCAGCAGCAGGAUGGUAUGCUGCGUUGGUUGGAAGAACAUGGCAGGAGGUUACAGAGCGGUGUUAUAAAAGUCCGUGAGGAGGAUAACAUCAAGAGUAUCAGUUUGUUCCCGGAGGUUCCUCCCUUGUGUUCUGUCGCUGUAACGAACGGUGUGCAGGUGCGUGCCUCGUCUGUGUUUAUCCCUGAAGUAUCUAAUCUUCGUGCUCAGCCACCGGCUUACUGGUAUGCUUACUCCAUCCGCAUGUCUCUCGUCCCAGAAGGAUGCUUCUUGAACGGGAGACAUCAUAGCUCUUGUCAAUUGUAUUGGAGGCAUUGGAUUAUCCGAGCUGAUGAUGAGGUGAUAGAUAAAGUCAAUGGAGAAGCUGUGAUAGGAAAGUACCCUCUCUUACAAGCCGAGGAAGAAGAGUUUGUGUAUGAGAGUUGUUCAAAUUUUCCAACAACUAGUGGAUCCAUUGAAGGAUCUUUCACCUUUAUACCUGGAAGUUUGAAGGAUCCAAAAGGGAGUCAAUUCGAAGUCAAAGUCGAAGAGUUUCCUCUGAAGUUACCGGACUACAUCUUCUAAACUCAUCUGCCUCCCUCAAGGCUUGUUACGGUUUCAAGAUAAUGCGUUGUUAUGUCAGGUUUUAUUGUUCAUGCAGUGUGCAAUGUACUUGAAAGUUGUGUUUUGAACAGACAAGUUCAUGACAAGAGAUUAUUCCAUAAAUAACAGUUGAAGUUUUUUUUU
Molecule: messenger RNA, 1543 nt
Organism: Brassica oleracea var. oleracea
Lineage: Eukaryota; Viridiplantae; Streptophyta; Magnoliopsida; Brassicales; Brassicaceae
Product: F-box protein SKIP16-like
Exons: 5
Coding region: 83-1381 (432 amino acids)
Molecular function (GO): protein binding
Source: RefSeq, a predicted model, not a curated record